ACCAAAACAACACCAAGCAACCCAACGAACCUCCUCCUUGCUCAUAUCUCUUGUUUGUGUUUGGGGGGGAAAGGGAAAUGGUGGCUGCAGACCAUCAGCUGUUGGCGGAGUACACGACCACGGCAGGUGCCGUCCUGCCGGCCGGUGCAAAGGUGCACGUGAGCGAAGCAAGCUCGAGCGGGUGGUCGCUCGUGACCUACGAUAGCUCGCCGCACUGGGUGCCCUCGUCGUGGCUGAAGCCCUUGAAACACCAAAAUGAGGAGAAGAACGAACAGGCAAAGGACGCGGAGCAGCGACAACCAAAACAGCAGCACUUUAAGGGGAAACAGGGCGAUGAUGGCGGCGGCGGUGUUGGUGAAGGUAGCGAGGGUGGUGAUGACGGUGAUGAGGGUGAUGACGCCGACUGUGGUGGUGGUGGUGGUGGUGGUGGUGGUGAUGAUGAAGUGGGGCAACAGCACGCGAACCACCACGCACAGCAAGAAGCCCAAAGCCAGCCGCAACAGCACCAGCAGCAGCACCAGCAGCAGGAAGAAGAGCAGGUGGAACCCGGCCAAGAGGACCGACCACACCGUGAAACACCGCAGAGUCAGGCUCUCCCGCAAGCUGCUGUGCAGGACAAGGGGGUAGCGAACGGCACAGUUGUCACAAAUUCAACUGGUGAACAUCAGCCGGCGCAAUUGCACUCUCAGCCAAAUGGACAUGUGCCACAACCAGUUGCGUUGCCUGCAGGCACGAAUGCCGUGACUAUUGACCUUCCCGCGCCCCCUCCUCCUUCGCAAGAUGAACAACAGCAGCAGCAACAACAACAACAACAACAACAACAACAACAACAACAACAACAACAACAACAACAACAACGCACGUAUGAUGAGGAUGACGACGACACGGACGACAGCGAUGAUGGCGAUGACGAGGCGUUUUAUCCAACUCAAACUUUUCCAGUCAGCACGACUGACGACGCCCACGCUUCCCAGGCACAGCUGCAACCUUCAGCUGCAGAGGUCGAAACAGUGGACAAAGAAGCCUCGCUGGAGGAGUCCUUCUUUGCACGUGCGCUGUAUGCGUUUACUGCCGAGGCGGCAGAUGAGCUAGAGUUCCAACAGGGCGACGUUGUCCGUGUGGUGUCUGGGCCUGCAUCCAAGGACUGGUGGACAGGCGUGCUUGACGGGCGCAUUGGGCAUUUCCCCAGCACGUAUGUGGAGCGAAUCGGGGCAUCGCAACGCGGGUCCGCGGCAGAUGGAAGCGGGGACCCAAGUCGACAGUCCGGGGAUGGCAGCACUGGUGGAAGCAUCGAUGCUGUUCUUGAACAACAGGGUGGUGACGUGCCGCCACAGCUGCCCAAGCGAGAAACCACGCGGCCCCUCAACACGGCGUCGUACCACUACACUCUUGGAAUUGACAUGAACGAUGCACAUGGUGACAUUGACACAGACGCAGCUGCGGCGACAAUGCCUUCGGCGCACGGGCAAGCACAGCAAGGCGAGUUUAGGUCGCGCACAUCCACGGGCGUCGUGAAACAGUUCAACCACGAGGUGCCCGAAUCCGUGAUUGAUGCAGACGACUCGCAACAACAACAACAACAACAACAACAACAACAACAACACCAACAACAACACCAACAACAACAACACCAACAACAACAACACCAACAGCAACAACACCAACAACAACAACACCAACAACAACAACCAGAGAUGACGUUUCAUGUGCCUCCACCACCACCGCAACCAUCGUCAACAACCACUUUAAGUCAGCAGGCUGCAGUAGACAUCUCGCUGCCGCCGCCACCGCCACCGGCUGAUGAUGGUGUUGGUCCGGAAACGACCACCACACCCCGGACAACAGCGCCACAGCAGCAUCGGCAGGAAACUGUGGCGCGUGUGGGUGAUCCCAUGGCUGAGCUGAGAGCAAAGCUGGCUGGGCGGGCACAAAAAGAGGUUGGAGCGGAUGUUCGACAAGCCGGCGACAGCGACACACCCGCAUCAUCCUCGGUUACGAUGCCUGCAGGCACAGUGGGGACAGCGCCAACAGCCACGCCCACCGUGGCGCCGACCCCUACAUCCAUUAUCAACAUUCCUCCACCGCCGCCGCCACCAGCAGAUCAAUCGAGUGCUGAUGAGGACUUGGACUCGCUGCCGCCGCCGCCACCACCGGCACAACGGGGUGAUGGCAUCAAUGCAGCACAUCAAUCACACGAGCAGCAGGAGCAGCUUGCAUCCAUCUCACUUCCACCGCCGCCGCCCCUGGCCGAAGACGGCGGCGCUGUGGAUCUGCCAAUGCCACCACCACCAACGGAUCAAGUGCCCAUCUUCACGCCACCGCCGCCACCGCCACCGCAGCACCCUGCCACGCCGCCUGCUCCUGCACACCACCCGACUGGACAACACGUGCCGCACCGCCCACACAAUCCGCCACAGGCAGCAGCCAAACGCCCGCCACGCCACGUGGGGCCACGCCCCGGCGACGAACUCCCACAUCACCACCAUCAGCUCCAGCAGGCAGGUGUUGAGGUACCACGACCGCAGCAGCAGCAGCAACGGCUUGGAAUUGCGCACCAUCCACACCACCAUCGCGCUCCACCACACGCACCGCCAGCACCGCCACCAACGGCCUCAUCGCCUCAAUCGGCGCCACAACAGCCGCCACCGGCACAACCUCAACAGCAGCACCAACAGCAAGCAGCAGGCAGCCAUCCCCUCAGGAAGGCUCCGCCCCCACCAGGUGCACCUGGCGGCAACACGGCCCGCGCCGCUUCCAAGAAACGACGAUCACAUACGGCCACGGCACACGACAUUCCGCGGCGUGGAAGCUUUGUGCGAUUGGGAGCAAACGGACCAACUAUCAGCGGAGAUGCACAGGGAGGACGGAACCACCGCACGCUGUCUGUAUCGACAGCACGCAGGCGGCGCAACACGCUUGAAUCGCGCAUGCUGCUGACGAAGGACCCCGUUGCACGCCUCGCUGACGACCUCUUGCACCUGCGGCCACAGCUCAAAUCGUGGAAGAGCUCAUCCGGUCAGUCGAGUCGGCUUGUGCUGUUGCAUCAUGGCCAGCUGAUGAAGAUUUCAAAGGGCAAAGCGCAAUGCCGCUGGUUCUUCCUCUUCGAUCGCCUCCUUGUGUAUUGCAAGCGCGAGAAAGGCAAGCUGGAGGUCAAAGGAACACUCGACCUGCGUGAUGUCCACAUUCGAGAUUUGCCUGAUGGCGCAAUGAAACAUGACGGUAUGAUGCUGAACCACGCAUGGGAGAUCAACAACGUUAAGAAGAACAAGUGGUACACGCUUUACGCAAAGACGGCAGAGGAGAAGCGAGGAUGGAUGCUGGCGUUUCAGCGCGAACGCGAUCACGAAGAACCGACUGGGCCACACACCAUCACCGUCAAGAUUACACGCAGCCCCUCCUCUGGGUUUGGCUUUGACAUGGAGGAGGUGUUUGAAGGCAAGCACACCCACUGCGUCGUGGCAUCUGUCACGGACAACUCGCUCUGUCCCGGCCUGCAAGUUGGCGAUCGCUUUGUGCAGCUCAACGGUGUGCCUGUUGGGCGCAUGCCUGUGGACGACGUGGUGAAGAUGUUGUAUCUGACAGCACCAAAGGGCACCAUUGACUGCCUCGUCUAUCGCCCACCACAAUAACACACACACGCACACACACACACACAACACACAACACACACACACACACACACACACACACACACACACCAACAAGCAAACAGCCCCCUUCCUGUUUUGAAUGGUACUGCCGCGACCAUGGCCAUGAGCAUCAGCAGCAGUUGUUUCGUUACCGACGUGAAUGAAUAAACGGAGUAAAGAGCCA
This is a messenger RNA of Salpingoeca rosetta, 3813 nucleotides long. RefSeq lists its product as uncharacterized. Gene Ontology annotation, cellular component: cytoplasm. Gene Ontology annotation, molecular function: protein binding; guanyl-nucleotide exchange factor activity. The record is from RefSeq and is a predicted model, not a curated record. Bases 78 to 3629 code for a protein of 1183 amino acids. The transcript has 12 exons. NCBI's taxonomy places the organism in Eukaryota, Choanoflagellata, Craspedida, Salpingoecidae.